AUGGCUGUCCUCAAGAACAUUGUCCUCGCAGCUUCGCUGCUCACUCCUUUGGCAUUGGCCGCGCCCAUGCUUGAUGAGCGUGCUCUGCACACCAAAACUGAAGUGGUCUGGGUGACGAUCGAAGAGACCACCACCGUCUGGGUUGAUCCCGCUGCCCCUACAACCAGUACCGCAGCAGCCCCCGUUGAGGUUGUUGUCACCACGACUACCACGCCAGCUCCUGUUGAUGUCGCCGCCGCCACUACCACUGAAACUCCUGUCGAGGUCAUCGUACCUACCACUACCAGCACCGACCCUCCAGCAGCAGUCUUCGCCCAGACCACCGCCGCUCCAUCCACCUUUGCCACCGUUGCAGCCGUUGCCUCUGUCUCGUCGGAAGCCGCGGCGGCUCCAUCAUCUCCAUCGGUAGCUGAUACCCCGGCCGCUGCUUCCACGUCUGCGGCACCUGCUCCGCAAUCGUCUGCUACCAGCGGUGGAAGCAAGGAUGUCACCGCCUCGACCAGUGGCACUUGUGAAGGGACGAGUGACGCCUGUGUCGGUGAUGUAACUCACUGGGACGGAGGCCUCGGCGCGUGUGGUUGGGAUGUCAAUACCAGCAGUGAUUUGCAGGUUGCCUUGCCUGUCGGUUUCAUGGGCAGUCUGUCCAACAGCAACCCGUACUGUGGGCGAUCUGUGACCUUGUACAAUCCCACCUCUGGCACCACUGUCCAAGCCAAGGUUGGCGACAAGUGCAUGGGCUGUGUUGACCGCGCCAUCGACUGCACUGAUGCCCUCUUCACCGCCAUCACGGAUGGAACGGGCGAUGGCCGUGUGAGUGGAAUUCAAUGGUGGUUGAGCUAG
Messenger RNA from Capronia epimyces CBS 606.96, 840 nucleotides. RefSeq lists its product as uncharacterized. The transcript is spliced from 2 exons. The record is from RefSeq and is a predicted model, not a curated record. NCBI's taxonomy places the organism in Eukaryota, Fungi, Ascomycota, Eurotiomycetes, Chaetothyriales, Herpotrichiellaceae. Bases 1 to 840 code for a protein of 279 amino acids.